Myzus persicae (green peach aphid) is the source of this 928-nucleotide messenger RNA. RefSeq names its product protein FAM192A. NCBI's taxonomy places the organism in Eukaryota, Metazoa, Arthropoda, Insecta, Hemiptera, Aphididae. The record is from RefSeq and is a predicted model, not a curated record. Gene Ontology annotation, cellular component: nucleus. The coding region runs from base 242 to 847 and encodes 201 amino acids. The transcript is spliced from 6 exons.
CAAUAAACAAAAUAAUGAUUAUUAAUUUAUUAUUAGGUAUGUAACCAUUACAAUAUUAAAUGACUUAAUAGCCAUGUAGGUAUUAUGAAUUUAAGUUGAAUCAAACAUCUUUAAAUAAUCGCAAUAAUUCUCAUUUUAACUAUUAUAAAAUUAAUAAAAUAAUUAACGCAGUGUAUUAAAGACAAUGUAACAACCAUCUUUCUCUACAACCUUCUUGGUGUAACAGAGAAUCGUUACAAUCAUGAGUUCCGGAUUUGUAUCUGAAACAGAGCUUGCCGAACGGCGCAGGAUCCGUCAAGAAGAAUGGGACAAAGUUAGAACGGCUGAACAGCCUUUGGCGGUGCCCGAAGAAGAAUAUGAUCACAGAUCAUUGUUCGAUAGACUUGAAGAACAACGCAGAAAAAAAGAAUACGAAUAUGAAGAAACUCAUAAACUUAAAAACAUGAUAAGAGGUCUCGAUGAUGAUGAAGUAGGAUUUCUUGAACUAGUUGAUAAGACUAAAAUGGACGAAGAAAGACGUCAGCUAAUCGAAGAGGCCAGACAGAUUGAAGAAUAUCGUUCAAAAGUAUCAACUCUUCAGUGCGAAACUAUAGUUUCCCCGUUAAUGGUUCCUAUAUCUAAACCACAGACUUUGAACAGCAGUGUAACAAGAAAAACACAGAGUAAACUAUUAGCGGGUGCAAUCGUAAAGAAAAGAACAUCUGAGGAGAGCACUAAUCCUUCAAAAAAGCACAAACCAAUCGCUGAUGAAUCUAAAAUAUUACCAGAGAAAUCAACAAGUGAAACUAAAUCUAAUAUUUUACCAGGACUUGCAUAUUCAGAUAGCUCUGAUGGCGAAGAUGACUAGUUCCUUGUAUACAACUAAGGAAGUUGAGAAAAUUGCAGUUGAAUAACCACUAAAAUAAUUAAGUGGUUCAUAAAUGUUACA